Mangifera indica (mango) is the source of this 2179-nucleotide messenger RNA. RefSeq names its product lys-63-specific deubiquitinase BRCC36. The transcript is spliced from 11 exons. Gene Ontology annotation, biological process: double-strand break repair. The coding region runs from base 798 to 1865 and encodes 355 amino acids. The record is from RefSeq and is a predicted model, not a curated record. Lineage: Eukaryota; Viridiplantae; Streptophyta; Magnoliopsida; Sapindales; Anacardiaceae. Gene Ontology annotation, molecular function: metallopeptidase activity; cysteine-type deubiquitinase activity; polyubiquitin modification-dependent protein binding. Gene Ontology annotation, cellular component: BRISC complex; BRCA1-A complex.
CAGUUUAAAUCUAACCGAAUUAUAAAUUUGAAAUAGUUAAACCUAGUUAGAACCCAUUUUCAUACAACUAACAACCAAAUAUCUAGCGCGAAGCCGAACGUACUCUAUCAUCAUCAUCCGUGCAAAUGGUAUCUACAUUGAGAUCCACUGCCCGAACCCAACGAAAACCAAAGCUUUAUCACUAAAACAACCAAAAUCUAGAAACAUAGAGGCUCACACUCUAACUCUUAUCGCAACCUCAAUUUUGAAAUCUCUCCAAGGAUGUCUCUAACAGCCGUCAAAAUGUCUGAGGAUGUUUGGUUAACUUGUCUUACUCACGCAUUGUCCACUGAGACUGAAGAGAUCAUGGGUCUUCUUCUUGGUGAUAUCGAGUACUCAAAAAAUGGUAAUGUCACUGCACUAAUUUGGGGAGCCUCACCUCAGUCACGAUCUGAUCGGCGAAAGGAUCGAGUAGAGACAAAUCCUGAACAGUUGGCUGCUGCAUCAGCGCAGGCUGAUAUAUCCUUAAUUUUUAUGUGAUUGUUUGCUUGUUAUGGAAAAUUCUUCAGCCCUAUUUUUUUUUUUCCCUGCUUGAAUUUGUUGUUGACAAUAUGCAGUAGAUUUGAGGCUUCCCUCUAAUGACAUCAUAAAUCGUAGAAUUGAUAACUUUUAAAAGAUAGUUAUUUACUUUUCAUACCAAGCUUGCCUUUUCUUUUAGGAGCAUAAAGAAGAAUUAGCUUCGAUUCUCACUUUGGCUUUCACCACUUGGAUAUUGAACUAUUGAACUAAUAACUAAUUCUCAGGCUUUGCCAUAGAGAAUGACCGUGUUGACUGGAAGAACGACAAGAGUCAUUGGGUGGUACCAUUCACAUCCGCAUAUUACAGUUCUUCCUUCCCAUGUUGAUGUGCGGACUCAAGCAAUGUAUCAACUUCUAGAUUCUGGGUUUGUUGGGCUUAUAUUUUCUUGUUUUAGUGAAGAUAUAAAUAAGGUUGGAAGAAUCCAAGUUAUUGCAUUUCAGUCCUCAGAUGGGAAGCAGAAUCGCAUGUCAAGACCAAUUUCAUUAUCUCCCAUUAAUAAAAAUGCAGUUAUUGAUUUGGAAUCAUCUUUAAGUUCCUCAGAGAAUCUAUCAGUAAGAUCUGGAAGUGCAAGGGCUGAGAGCCCUGAACAAGACACUGUUGAUUCUAGAUCAGCAACAGGAUCUUGGAAGGUUGUGGGAAGAUCUUCAGACUUGGGUGGUUUCUUUGCAAAUGCUGAUGCCAACCAUCUUGAGAGAGAGAGAGUUGGAGGAAACAACCAAACUGGUGAUUUAAGUAUCACCAUUGCUGAUAUAGAUCCCAUGGAUAUAUCAGAAAGCAUGCAAGAGGCCAUGCACCGUUCAAAUUUGGAUAUGAGUGGUGCAGAGUAUGUUAGGAAAGAAAUCUCACUUCAUGUUUUGCCGACCUCAUCUCUUCUGAAACUUGAUUCACCUCUAACGUCAUUUACGGAUUUGCAACAUGUACUAUAUCAGGAGGAAAGAGCAGCUUAUAACCAAGCUAUAUUGCAAAAUAUGAGGGAUGGAAAAGUGCAUCCCCUUACUUUCAUUCAUCACACAUCUACAUAUCAGGCUUCAAUGUGCAAAUUAAUUGAAUAUUGUUUAAGUCCUGCCAUAAAUGCACUACAGGAUCGAUUGAGAGAGAAUGAAAUUCGGUUGGCAAUGCUGACGAAUCAAGCAAAGAUGUUGGAGACUGAUGCCUCUAGGGGGAGUGAAUCCGGUUCAUCUCCCCAUCAUACUCAGUCUCAUGGUGUCAGUGGAAGCGCUUUGGUUGGUCAGAGGGACGUGCAUAGCUCAGCUAAUGUGAGGACCAUACGUAAUCCUGGUAGUGGCAGCAAAAAGGGGGGUUCGUAAUAGAAACACAAACCGAGUUUCUUCUCACUGCUUUUGUUUGACCUUUGUUGGUCUAUCGGAAGAGCUUUUGCAGCUUUUGUGGUAUCCAUGGUGAUUCAAGUUCUGAUGGCAGCAGUGUUGCAAGUGAUAGUUUUCUCAAUCUGAAUAAUUCUCUGAGGAACUGGAGAAUGGAAAAUAUUCCCAGGAGAUGAAUGUAAUUGUAUGUAUUGCCUCCUUGGUUUCGUACCAUGGUUCUUCUGGACUUGGAAAGUAGUAUGAUUACUUGUAUUUCUGUAACUUGUAUUUGUGGUGAAAUAGAAGUUUGUAUCAUUUGG